Molecule: messenger RNA, 1872 nt
Organism: Rana temporaria (common frog)
Lineage: Eukaryota; Metazoa; Chordata; Amphibia; Anura; Ranidae
Gene: SLC35F6
Product: solute carrier family 35 member F6
Exons: 6
Coding region: 151-1254 (367 amino acids)
Biological process (GO): transmembrane transport
Cellular component (GO): membrane; intracellular membrane-bounded organelle
Molecular function (GO): transmembrane transporter activity
Source: RefSeq, a predicted model, not a curated record
GACUUGCCGGUCACAUGACUGCACAUUCUGCUCAUACAGGAAACCACCGUCUUCUCUUCUACUGUAUUUAAUCUGUUCACAAACAAGGUGCAUUCAUCCUUCUUCCAGCAGUCUCGGCCGAAGGGAACCCCUGAGCACCGAGCAGCAACCAUGGCCUGGACGUCGUACCAGCUUAUCCUGGCCGCAAUGAUGCUCGUGACGGGCUCCAUUAACACGCUGUCUGCCAAGUGGGCAGACAACUUCAGCGCUAAAGGAUGUAAUGGUGAAGCAACUCAUCAGUUCCAGCAUCCCUUCCUUCAGGCGGUGGGCAUGUUCUUAGGAGAGCUCUCUUGUUUGGCUGUCUUCUACAUCCUGGUCUUCAAGGACAGACGGUCUCCCCAGCCAACUAUGGCGUCUUCUGAACCCUUUAAUUCUCUCCUCUUCCUUCCACCAGCCAUCUGUGACAUGACCGGGACCAGCAUCAUGUAUGUGGCCUUGAACAUGACCAGUGCGUCCAGUUUCCAGAUGUUGCGAGGAGCUGUCAUUAUCUUCACUGGUCUUCUGUCCGUGGCGUUCCUGGGGAGGAAGUUGGAGUGCAGCCAAUGGGUCGGGAUCCUGGUCACCAUCGCUGGACUGGUCGUUGUAGGCUUGGCGGACUUACUAAGUGGCCACGGCAGUGGGAAGGACCUCAAUGAUGUCAUUACAGGUGAUUUGCUUAUUAUCAUGGCUCAGAUCAUUGUAUCUAUCCAGAUGGUUUUAGAAGAGAAAUUUGUCUACAAACAUAACGUACAUCCCCUCCGAGCUGUGGGAACUGAGGGUCUGUUUGGAUUUAUCAUUUUGACCAUCCUGUUGAUCCCCUUCUACUACAUUCCUGCCGGCGGCUUCAGUAACAGCGAACGUGGAGUUUUAGAGGACUCUCUGGAUGCCUUCUGCCAAAUGGGUCGCCAGCCUCUAAUCAUCCUGGCCCUGAUGGGUAAUAUCACCAGCAUCGCCUUCUUUAACUUCGCUGGCAUAAGCGUGACCAAGGAGAUCAGUGCCACCACCCGCAUGGUGCUAGAUAGUCUGAGGACUGUGGUCAUCUGGGUCGUCAGCUUGGCCGUGGGCUGGGAACAGUUCCAUCCGUUGCAAAUUCUUGGCUUUGUCGUCCUCUUGUUUGGAACGUGCCUUUACAAUGGACUCCACAGAAAGCUCAUGUGUGGACCGUGCAAGGAGCAGAGCGAGGAGACACAAGGCCUCCUAAACGAAGAACGGACAGUGAUUAAUAGUGACAGUUAAUGGGGUCAACCAAGAUCCCUGGCACUAGAUUUUAAUUUAAUUUCGCAGCCAAACUUCUUCCCGAGGACUGUUGUUUUAUUAUCAAAGAGUGUUCCAAUUUUAUUUGAGAAAUGUGGACACAGAAGUAUUCUAGAUUUUAAAAAAAAAGGACUUAGUAAACCUUAGAGGGGUUUUACAUUUUAAGCAAAAUUCAGGUAAACACCUGUAAUGAUAUUUGACAAUUUAAGGAUAUCCAUUUGUAAACAAGUGCCUGUUAUUUAUAAAUUCAACCAUUUAAUACUUUUCUUGGGGCGAAGGCUUUUCCACAGUUUAUUAAUUAUAAGUAAAAUGAUGGAUGAUAAGGAUUCAAUGUUCAUACAUGAGCUGGAUUAAGUCUGCCUUCACACUUUGGUGACCGUGUAGUGUUGCACAUUUUUUUUUGAUCCAAAAUAAAGGUUUAUUGAAGCACCAAAAUAAAUUUACAUACAUCGAGAAUACUUCCAGUCAUAGAUCAUUAAACAGCAAUCCAUUACACAUUUCAGCUUUGGUAAACCUUAGCCUUACAGCAUCAACCGAUAUGACAAAAUCCACUCCCAUCCAAGUGUUGCACAUUAACACACAUUAAAAUAUGAUACAACA